Messenger RNA from Notechis scutatus (mainland tiger snake), 4588 nucleotides. It is a transcript of the gene U2SURP, whose product is annotated as U2 snRNP associated SURP domain containing. Gene Ontology annotation, molecular function: RNA binding. Gene Ontology annotation, biological process: RNA processing. NCBI's taxonomy places the organism in Eukaryota, Metazoa, Chordata, Lepidosauria, Squamata, Elapidae. The record is from RefSeq and is a predicted model, not a curated record. Gene Ontology annotation, cellular component: nucleus.
GUGGAGUCGGUGCUCGAUUCUCCUCCGCUACGGGUUUGAGCGGGGGAGAGAAGCAAGAUGGCGGACAAGACGCCAGGCGGUUCGCAGAAGGCCAGUGGGAAGGCCAGAGUUACAGAUACAACACGGUCCACUGGAUCUCCAGAGCCUCCGCCACUCUUAGAAAACAAACUCAAGGCAUUCAGUAUUGGCAAAAUGAGCACUGCCAAGAGAACAUUAAGCAAAAAGGAACAGGAGGAAUUGAAAAAGAAGGAGGAUGAAAAGGCAGCUGCAGAAAUAUAUGAAGAAUUCCUUGCUGCAUUUGAAGGAAGUGAUGGCAAUAAAGUAAAAACAUUUGUUAGAGGAGGUAUUGUUAAUGCCUCUAAAGAACAUGACACAGAUGAAAAACGAGGAAAAAUCUACAAGCCUUCAUCACGAUUUGCAGAUCAAAAAAAUCAGCAGACUCAGUCAUCUUCUAAUGAGAGACCGCCAUCUCUUCUAGUGAUAGAAACCAAAAAACCAACGCGGCAGGACACGAAGGGCUGCCUUGGCGCCACCAGCUGCCGCAAAUAUACCGCAGCGAAGGGAGAUGCAAAUCCUUUGAAGAAGGGGGAAAAAGAAAAGAAAAAGAGCAAUUUGGAGCUUUUUAAAGAAGAACUAAAACAAAUUCAAGAAGAGCGUGAUGAAAGACAUAAAACUAAAGGUAGAUUAAGUCGUUUUGAGCCACCUCAGUCAGAUUCAGAUGGACAACGCCGUUCCAUGGAUGCACCUUCAAGAAGAAAUAGAUCUUCAGUACUGGAUGAUUAUGCUCCAGGUUCACAUGAUGUUGGAGAUCCAAGUACAACAAAUUUGUAUCUUGGAAACAUUAAUCCCCAGAUGAAUGAAGAGAUGUUAUGCCAAGAAUUUGGACGUUUUGGGCCUUUGGCAAGUGUGAAAAUUAUGUGGCCAAGGACUGAUGAAGAAAGAGCAAGAGAAAGGAAUUGUGGAUUUGUUGCCUUCAUGAAUAGGAGAGAUGCUGAACGUGCACUAAAGAAUUUAAAUGGCAAGAUGAUCAUGUCUUUUGAAAUGAAAUUAGGCUGGGGCAAAGCUGUUCCUAUUCCUCCUCAUCCUAUAUAUAUUCCUCCUUCAAUGAUGGAACAUACCCUUCCACCACCUCCUUCGGGCCUGCCAUUUAAUGCUCAGCCCAGAGAGAGACUGAAGAAUCCUAAUGCUCCAAUGUUACCACCACCUAAAAACAAAGAAGAUUUUGAGAAGACUCUGUCGCAAGCCAUAGUCAAAGUGGUUAUCCCAACAGAAAGGAACUUGCUUGCAUUAAUACAUCGAAUGAUAGAAUUUGUGGUACGUGAAGGACCUAUGUUUGAAGCCAUGAUCAUGAAUAGAGAAAUCAAUAAUCCAAUGUUCAGAUUUUUAUUUGAGAAUCAGACUCCAGCCCAUGUAUACUACAGAUGGAAGCUUUAUUCAAUUCUACAGGGUGAUGCUCCAACCAAAUGGAGGACUGAAGACUUUCGCAUGUUUAAAAAUGGUUCCUUUUGGAGGCCACCCCCUUUAAAUCCAUAUCUUCAUGGGAUGUCUGAAGAACAGGAACCUGAAGCAUUUGUGGAAGAGCCAAGCAAGAAGGGUGCACUUAAGGAGGAACAGAGGGACAAAUUAGAGGAAAUCCUGCGUGGGUUAACACCGCGUAAGAAUGAUAUUGGAGAUGCAAUGGUUUUCUGUCUUAAUAAUGCUGAGGCUGCUGAAGAAAUAGUGGACUGUAUUGCAGAGUCAUUGUCCAUCUUGAAAACGCCACUCCCUAAAAAGAUUGCAAGAUUAUAUUUGGUUUCUGAUGUGUUAUACAAUUCUUCUGCAAAAGUUGCCAAUGCUUCAUAUUACAGAAAAUUUUUUGAGACAAAACUAUGUCAGAUAUAUUCUGAUCUGAAUGCUACCUACCGAACAAUACAAGGCCAUUUACAGUCUGAAAACUUUAAGCAACGGGUAAUGACAUGCUUCAGAGCAUGGGAAGACUGGGCGAUUUAUCCAGAACCAUUUUUGAUCAAACUACAGAAUAUUUUCUUGGGGCUUGUAAAUAUUAUUGAAGAAAAAGAAACAGAGGAAGUACCUGAUGAUCUUGAUGGAGCUCCCAUUGAAGAAGAACUUGAUGGUGCUCCACUAGAAGAUGUGGACGGAAUUCCUAUUGAUGUCACUCCAAUCGAUGAUCUUGACGGAAUCCCUAUUAAAUCAAUUGAUGAUGAUCUUGAUGGAGUACCUUUGGAUGGAUCUGAAGAAUCUAAAAAAAAUGAGCCAAUAUUUAAAGUUGCCCCUUCAAAAUGGGAAGCAGUUGACGAGUCUGCGCUUGAAGCUCAAGCGGUAACAACAUCUAAAUGGGAGCUGUUUGACCAGCAUGAGGAAUCAGAGGAAGAAGAAAAUCAGAACCAAGAAGAAGAAAGUGAAGAUGAGGAGGAUACUCAAAGUUCUAAAUCUGAGGAGCACCACCUUUACUCCAAUCCUAUUAGAGAAGAAAUACCUGAUUCAAAGUCAUCAAGCAAAUUCUCAGAAAUGAGUGAGGAAAAGCGUGCCAAACUCAGAGAAAUUGAGUUGAAAGUAAUGAAGUUUCAAGAUGAAUUAGAAUCUGGAAAAAGACCGAAGAAACAAGGCCAGAGUCUUCAGGAACAAGUUGAACAUUACCGUGACAAAUUGCUCCAGAGAGAAAAAGAAAAGGAACUGGAAAGGGAAAGGGAAAGAGAUAAGAAGGAUAAAGAGAAAUCUGAUUCAAGAUCCAAAGAGAAGAAGGAAAAGGAAGAAUGUACACCAACAAGGAAAGAAAGGAAAAGACGACAUAGCACAUCACCAAGCCCAUCGCGCAGCAGUGGAAGCAGGCGGGCAAAAUCUCCAUCACCGAAAUCUGAACGAUCUGAAAGGUCUGAAAGAUCUCAUAAAGAAAGCUCACGUUCUAGAUCUUCCCAUAAAGAUUCUCCCAGAGAUGUCAGUAAAAAAGCCAAGAGGUCACCAUCUGGUUCAAGGACACCAAAAAGAUCAAGAAGAUCACGAUCCAGAUCACCUAAAAAGUCAGGGAAAAAAUCCAGAUCUCAAUCUCGUUCUCCACACAGAUCUCACAAGAAGUCAAAGAAGAGUAAACACUGACAAACUGUUAAUUUUUAUGAUGCUGUCACUUACUGGAAAUGCGGUUUUGUUUUUGUGCCUGAACAGUCUGUUAAACAAACAAAUGAAAAAAGCAUUCCUUUUUUUGUGUGUGAAUGCACGUGUAUAUUCAUGAGUAACUGCAUUGGUAGACCUGUCAAUGUUUUAUAUUGUACAAAACCUUCAUUGUGGCUAUUUCCCAGAAUGAGAUUUUGUGUUUAGAAACUUCAUCUGAAAUGUGUGUAACAGAUCUGCUGGCAGUAGUGAUACUUUGUUUUAGAAUAUUGUGAGUUAGGAGAAACCCCCAUAAUUGUUUCCCUCGUCUUUUUUUUUUUUUUUUUUUUUUUUGUAGCUUUGACAUUUUGAAUUAGAUUUGAAAUAAAAUCCGAAAAGGAAAUGUAAAAAAAAAAGUGUUUCCUUGUUCCACUCCAUUGAUUCCCCUUCCCUUUAACUUCCUAACACACAGGGCUACCAAUGCAAAGCUCUUAAAACAGACUUUUCCCAUCUGUUCAUCAAGUUAGAUUGCUCUUCAAUUAUGUUGGGAUCUGCCAUAGAAACAUUGUUACGCAGCAGUGAAUCUGAAGAGAUGAAGACUGCAUAACUUUUCAGUACAGAUUAUCUCGUGAAAUGCUUGUUCUGGCAACUACAGUGAAGGUUGGCUUUUGCUUCGUCCAUACUUCCAAAACCAUAUGAUUGUUUGGGGAAGAGGGAUUAUCACUGUUGCAACUCCUUCCUAUUUGUGUGUUGCUAUAGAUGUUUGAGCAACAAAACACACAAUAAAAAGGGAAAGUAGGUUGUGGUCUGAAGAUCUAUUUCCAAGCUUUCCUUCUUUUCAUUGAUUCUUUAAAUUGUUGAGCCAUUUAUCACACCACAUCCAUGAUUAGAAUAGAUUUUAAAUCUCAAUUUUUAAAUUUAAAUUGGGGAAAUUUUUAAUAAACACUUCUGGCUUUUCGGUUGUACAAACUCUUCAUGCAUGCAUUUCUCCCCUGCAUCUAAGAUGUAAAGAAGUUUUUAUUUGAACAGUUGUGUCUUUUUUCAUAGGAAUAUUAUUGGAUAUAUUGUUCUUCAUAGUACAUGAAGAGCUCUGUUGACAUCUAGAUGAAAUAGUGUUAAGACCUCAGUAUUAAGUGUAUGGGUUUCUUUUCAUGAAAGCUAUGAUAAGAAAACAGAAUAUAUUUCCUAUCCCAACAAAUAUCUCAAAAUCAACAUAAGAGAAACACAUAAAAUGAAUUGUCUUUAUAAAAUCAGUUUUAUUUUGGAGGAUGACCUUGUAAAUGCAUUUUUGUACUGAAUUCAUUCUUUGGAUGUGCAGAUUGUUGAAAGAGUAGCAGAAUUCAGAUUUUUUAACUUGUGUCUUUUUCUAAUAUAAUUGUACUACUUCCCCCUAUUGUGAUCCUUUAGUUUUGGAUGUUCUUUUGUUUUAAUCUGUUUUGAAUUUUUGGCAUAGCAUAUCCUUUAAGUCAUUUAAUUUUUUCCAUAAAUAAAAACUACAAAGGUU